GUUGGUAAAUCAAUCCGGAAUUAACAAGCCUUAGGCUUAUCAAGCAAUAUCGACAACAUGUUUCGGGUCUCCAGUUUUUUUAAGGCAGCAUUUGUGUCCUUUAAGCCAGCUUUGGCCUCUUCUAUUUCUGAGGAGGCGAAGACCAGACGAGCAAUCGGGAUCCGUACUAAUCGACCAGUUAAUGUUCAGAUAGUUAACUCAAUUGUGGAGAAGACCAAUGGUGAAGGACUGGCUGGUAUAGCAGCUACAAUUGCCCGAGCUGGUCUUUAUUUAAAUCCUCGGAAUCCGACUUCAGCCAUGGAAGAAAUUCAUAAUGUUCUCCCAAAGAUUCAAGAUGAGCCACUGAAGCAAAUGGCAAUUGGAAUUGUUUUGCGUGCAUGGAAUGACUUGUUGGAUGACAAGGAGGCUGCCUUGAGUGUUUCUGGGGCUGCUACUGAAGCUGAAGUAUCCGAAAUCCGAACGAAAACACUGGAAAGCUACAAUGCGUUUAAAACUGCUUUUCCAGACUGCUGGCUUGUGAGGCUCGCGUGUGCCGAGUUUAAUAUGUACUUGGGAAAAAACGAAGAUGCGUAUAAUGAGUUUAUUCAGAUCGAGAAGGACAUUAAAAAGGCCAUUGACACACCCUCAAAGCUGGUGAAUGAAGUCGCUACGGAUAAAAAUACGAAUCCCUUCUUACUGCUGGGACAUCAACUCCUGCGAAAUUCCACUCUUCAAAAUCUGAAGUCGAAAACUGAGGGUAAAUCGAUUCAAGAAGAAAUUUCAGGCUUAAGUAGAGAUUCAUCGAAUGUGCCUGGCUUGGAUGCCCUAAAGAAGGAGUUAGGUGGUAACCUAAGCGACGAAGAGGUCAUUGAAAUCGCAUUCAUCCUGUAUAAUGCUAACUUGCGUCAUCACUUUCACGACUUUUUCCCUCUCAGGUCCGAAUAUGAAGACUGGGAUUCUGCAAAGGCACAACGUGCAAAGAAGCUUAUUCUUAAUGCAUAUCAAGGCGUAUGUACUGGUGAUCUCGAUGAAGUUUUAGACAAGGUUCGAUCAUCUGCGCCUAAGGAAACAUUUUAUGCACCCCUGCACAAACUGCAAGAGGUCCUGAAGACUUCACAAAGGGAUAAGAGCGUCGUAAAGUCCAUUCGUGCGGCUCUUGCAGAUGGAUCGGACGUUCAUCUAUCCAAAGAUGGUGAGACUUGUCGUGACGCUAUAAACAUCAUAAAUAGCGUUGGAAUGUCCCCAGAGGCUUCCGGUACGAUACGUUAUGCACAGCAACAAGCUGAAAUUCUCAAGAUACUUAAUCAGCAGCUUUUAUAUCGUACGAAAGUUCAAAUAGCAGUUGUUCUGAGUGAAAUGAAUCGUCUUCAUGAGGCGGUACAGGUUGUUACUCCUGUUAUCGAUGCUGAUGAAUAUAUUUACAUGUGGCGUGCCUUGCUAACACGUAGUCGAGCACACAAAGGAUUGGGCCUUAUCACUUUAUCUGAUAAAGAUGCAAAGGUAUUAAAUAAGCUCAAAAGAAGUUUAGUAGCACGUCCACUUUACGAGGUAGCUAAGCAAGAAUGUUAACUGCACUAGCCUAAAUAAAUUACAGUUUUACAGUAUUGAAUAAAGUGUAUUGGUUACUCCCUUUCCUUAAUACAAUUACUUGUUUAAAUAGGUAGGAAUGCAUUUAGAAACUUUCUCAAUGCGAACUAUUUUUUUGUUUUCCAAUAGAUAGUAUGAAUUAUUAUUAUUUUUAUUUUCACCCCAUUGAAUCGACUUUGCCUUCAAAACGCAGUAAUUUUUUUCCCACACUUUUUUCAGACUGAAUGCUUAUUUUGCCUUUUUGUUGCCAGGUGGCAAAAGUUUUCUCUUUUUAUAUUAGCUUUUUAUUCGCCUACCUUUACUUUAAGGUUUUAAAGCAGAUAUUUAGAGGAGGGACAGCAAAUAGUGCAAGCACACUUACUCUAGCUCACAUGUUUCUGAAUCAUUGACUGAACUCGAGUUUUUCUAGACGAUAUACAGUUCCCUAAUGUUGAUAAAUGGCUAUUCUGCCUCUAGGAAUGGAAAUUAUAUAUGGGAAUUAUGUAGUCAUAAUAGUAGGCUCAGGCUGUGUCUUCUGUAGGCGGAUUUUGCUACACGCUCACACACACUCCAGUGAAUGUUAUUCGUGUUGAAGAACGUACGAUUAUGACUCCUUUUCUUUGCUUCUAUCAUUGUCCCUGCUACUGUAAAGCUAGACGACUAAAUAUUUUCAAAUUGAUCCGCUUUGCUAUUGCAUCCUGUUUAUUCAUAUAUAUAUAUAU
This is a messenger RNA of Phytomonas sp. EM1, 2267 nucleotides long. NCBI's taxonomy places the organism in Eukaryota, Euglenozoa, Kinetoplastea, Trypanosomatida, Trypanosomatidae. The record is from the annotation of a GenBank genome assembly.